GUCUCAUACUUCUUUAAGUUCUGAUUAAAAAACAGUAGCUUUUGACUACUCAUUUAUAAUAUGAUGUAUUCUUCAAGAAGAAGAGGAUCAAAUAAGUACCUCAAUCACAAUUCUCUGUACAUUUAUUAAAAUUUCAUAAACAUAGCAUUAUGCAAAAUAUAAGAUCACCAGGUGUAUAGGCUGUAAAAAACUACACAACUGCACGUGCGCGUUGCUGUUGGUUACAAGAUAAAGUCCAACCAAUCAGAAUUAACAUGCGCAGAACGAACCAAACUCACGACCGCUCUUUAAUUUCUCGAACGAAACUACACGCGAUAGUGCUUCCAUAUCCUUUUUCUAAUCUGUUCGGUUCGAUUUGGUAACACAAACGAUAAGUGAACAUUAGAUUAGGAGAAAAAAUUGUCUCGUGUAUUCUCAUGGGCUUUAUCGAUGAUGAAUUACAAGAAGUAUCAAAACUUUGCCACAAUGUUGUCGAAGGUAGCCGUCUCGUUUCCUGUGUGCGCACAAUGGUGCGAGUGGAAAUAACAAAAACAAAAUUUAAAACGAUUAUUGUGUGCAUUCAAUUCUCAGAGGACUAUCCUCGUACACCAUUAUUAGUUGAAUUAAAAAGUAAAACUCUGUCUGUCAAGUUGCUUGAUGGUCUGACAGAGGUUUGCGAGAAGGAGUGCAAGAAACUUCUAGGAAAAGCUCAGGUACUUCCGCUAUUGAAAUUUGUUCGUAAUUUCAUAGAUGAAAAUCCCUUGAUUUGUUGUUACGAUGAGAUCUCUGCCAUAAAAAAGACUUUGGAGAAUGACGACGAAUUAAAAUUGAAACAGAAAUAUUCUUGUAUUGGACUGAAAGUCCAGCAAGGCCUUUAUUAUUUUAAGGCUAAAAUUGUAGUACCAGAUAACUACCCAACAGCCUGUGUAAAAUUGGAGGAUGCAGAUACAAAUUUUCCACCUUUGUUUACACGCUAUUUUCUGGGACAAGGAAAAGAGCUAGCUAGACAAUGUGUGGAACCACCCCUUAAAAAGAAAUCUUCAGCUCCAUUCACACCAUCGCCGUCUCUAAAUACUGUUAUUUCCUUUCUUAUAAAGUCUAUUAAGACCUUGCCACAAGAACAUUGUCAAUCAUGUAGAGAAAUGUGUUUACCACCAAACCCAGAAAAUGCAGAGACCAACGAAAAUGCAAAUAUGCAUGUAGAAAGACUGUACUGUGGGCAUUUGUUUCAUUUGCAAUGUCUUGUGACAUAUAUGAAGACUCCUCCGUUCCAUGGGGGUAAAAAGUGUCCAACUUGUAAACAACGUAUCUAUCAUGAGAAGUGGGGAUUAACUGAUAAACUUGCAGAGGCACGUUGGGCACAUCAACAAGCAAGGGCAAGGGAAUUAGCAGAGGUAGCUGAUUUCUUUAAUUGAAUAUAAUUUACAUUGUACGGUAUUUGAAGGAAUUGUAACAUUUCUACGGUAAAUGGAAUAUCAUUGAAAAAUCUUACUGUAGAAAGUGACAGAAAGGGAGGAAGACAACUUCCAAAAAAAUUAUUUGUAAUUCUACAUAUUUUAAUAACAAAUGACAAAUGUUUAUAAGCUAGUUAAAGGGAAAUUCUUCUAAUACUAUAAAGUAUAUGAUACAUUGAACAAUUUAUAUUUAUAUUGCGCUUUAUGAUAACAGUUUGCUUAAUGUGGUGCUAUGAUACAAUGGUCACAGGUUUGCCAUCGUUAAUCAACACUUCCAUUUCUGUUAUUAAAAUUUACAUUACAUAAUAUAAAAUUUUAUACCUGAAUCAAGAAAUUUAUUCUGUAAUCAAUUCUGUAUAGCAUUGUAUAAUUGAUAAUGGAAAAGAUAUAUAGUGGUAAGUUUUGUAUUUUGAAUCUGUACUUUAAUGUAAUUUUAAAGUUUGCUUUGUACUAUACUAAUGACAAUUGUGGGUUAGAAGUUUGUAUAUAAUUAAAACGUUUGACAAGACUUAUUCAAAAAAUUGUUGAUAUGUAUUAAAAAAUACUCACAUUCGUUUACGAAGUGCCUUUGUACACAUCUUCGUUACGAUUGGAAUAGCAUGGGAUGUUACUUGUAGAAUGUUGUGGAAAUUCUCGGAGGUUUCUUGUUCAUAUUUGUAAGUAUUUAUACAUCUUUUUCGUAGGAAACUGCAUUGUUCUUCAAUUGUUCACUAAUAUCACUUUAUUCAGUACAAAACACAACUUUUUAACGAUAAAAUGUCACAAAUUGAACUACACAACUUGAACGUCAAAUUUAUACCGUUCGCGCAAAAAGCGCGCGAUAUUUAGCGUGCUUGCAGCGCCGCUCUUGACAAACUAAAUCGAUCGAUACUAUCGAAAAGAAAAGGCGCGCUGUUCAAAUCUAUUAUCAAUUUCUAACAUUAAAUCAUAACUUAAAUUUAACCAAUUUUUAUUAAUAAUAGUACAAAGAAGAAUACAUAUGUUAUUUUCUACGUAACAGUUCUAAAUAAGGUACUUAUGUUUAUAAUUGUAAUAACAGUAAGCAAAUGCAUUUUGUUGAAGUGAAUAAAUCGCACACUUUGUGUAUUCGAAAAUUACUGAAAAAUCAAACUGCACAGUAAUAAUAACAAUAUUUACUAUGGUAAUAAAAUAUGUAUAAAUAAUACCUGUGUAAAUAAAAAGUUAUAUUUAUA
This is a messenger RNA of Megachile rotundata (alfalfa leafcutting bee), 2626 nucleotides long. RefSeq lists its product as uncharacterized. The record is from RefSeq and is a predicted model, not a curated record. Gene Ontology annotation, molecular function: protein binding. NCBI's taxonomy places the organism in Eukaryota, Metazoa, Arthropoda, Insecta, Hymenoptera, Megachilidae.